GUAUUUCUACGCGAAUCUUUGGAACACACGUUAGAAAAAGAGCGAGAAAUAGAGGUUAGCAAAGCAGCCAUGAUCAUCAAAGCUCACAUCUUAGGCUACAUGGCGCGGCUAAGGAAGCACUUGCAGCUAUUACGAAACCCCCGAAAGAACUAAAGCAAGACCUCGAGAGUCACAAAGAGAACAAGCAGGUGGAGGAGAUCCUGCGCCUAGAAAAAGAAAUUGAAGACCUGCAGCGCAUGAAGGAGCAGCAAGAACUGACGUUGACGGAAGCAUCGCUGCAGAGGCUGCAGCAGCUCCGGGAUGAAGAGUUGAAACGCCUGGAAGAUGAAGCCUGCCGCGCCGCACAAGAGUUCCUGGAAUCUCUCAACUUUGACGAAAUCGAUGAAUGCGUCCGGAACAUCGAGAGAACCCUCUCCGUGAACGGCAGUUUCUGUACAGAGCUUAGUGACGUCACAGAGGCUGAAAAACCCAAUUUUAACUUCAGCCAGCCCUAUCCCGAGGAGGAAGUUGACGAGGGCUUUGAAGCGGAUGAUGAUGCUUUCAAGGAUUCACCUAACCCAAGCGAGCAUGGCCACUCGGAUCAAAGGACGAGCGGCAUUCGGACAAGCGACGACUCUUCUGAAGAAGAUCCGUACAUGAAUGACACCGUUGUUCCAGCUAGUCCCGCCACGGGCAACAAUACCCUUAUUAUCCCUUCUAUCCUCGACUCGCUUAGUCUUCACAACUCUUCGAGCGGGGAAUCCACAUACUGCAUGCCAGAAAAUGUUUCCCGCCAACCCCCUAAUGCUGCAGAGCUCAUUUCUCCUGAGGCAGACUAUGAUUAUGACCAGGACGACUAUGAGGAUGGUGCUAUCACUUCUGGAAGCAGUGUGACCUUUUCCAAUUCUCACAGUAGCCAAUGGUCUCCCGAUUAUCGCUGUUCCAUAGGGACAUACAACAGUUCUGGAGCAUACAGAUUUAGUUCUGAGGGAGCUCAGUCUUCGUUUGAAGACAGUGAAGAAGAUUUUGAUUCAAGGUUUGAUACAGAUGAUGAACUUUCAUAUCGGAGGGAUUCUGUCUAUAGCUGUGUCAGCCUACCCUAUUUCCACAGCUUUUUGUAUAUGAAAGGUAAUUUAUUCAAGAAACAACCCAAUUCAUUUGUGAUCAUCACUGCUAAUCGUGUUCUACACUGCAACGCAGAUACACCAGAGGAGAUGCAUCAUUGGAUCACUCUGCUACAGCGAUCCAAAGGGGACACUCGGGUAGAAGGACAGGAAUUCAUAGUGAGAGGAUGGUUGCAUAAAGAAGUAAAGAACGGUCCCAAAAUGUCAUCACUGAAACUGAAGAAACGUUGGUUUGUUCUGACGCACAAUUCCUUAGAUUAUUAUAAGAGCUCGGAGAAGAAUGCCCUCAAAUUGGGCACCCUGGUGCUGAACAGCCUUUGCUCUGCUGUGCCCCCUGAUGAGAAAAUCUUUAAAGAAACAGGAGAAUUGCCUGAACCCUGAAGUUGUUGAACAGAUCUAUAAGAGGAACCCAAUUCUUCGUUAUACGCAGCAUCCGUUGCAUUCUCCACUGUUACCCCUUCCUUAUGGAGACAUCAAUCUGAAUAGUAAGUUUUGGCUAAGAAGCCUUUGGGAUAUGCCAGUCUAUUAUGGCAAAAAACCCCUUCUGAAUAAGAAACUUUGCCGGGAAAAGACUAAAUGCAACCAGAAAAUGAAAUUUAAUAUUUCUCCCCACAGGGUCCAUGAUCAAUUCCCAGCCACAGAAAUGGCAAAAUACGCCUUGUUCAUUUAUGAGUCCCUUAAAAAAACCAAAGGCAGAGAAUUUGUGCCAUCCAGGGACGAAAUCGAAACUUUGAUCAACAGACAGGAAAUGACAUCUACCGUCUACUGUCACGGAGGAGGUUCCUGUAAAAUCACAAUUAACUCUCACACCACGGCUGGUGAGGUUGUUGAAAAAUUAAUUCGAGGUUUGGGGAUGGAAGACAGCAGGAAUAUGUUUGCCUUGUUUGAAUACAAUGGAACUACAGAUAAAGCCAUUGAAAGUAGAACUGUUGUGGCUGAUGUCUUGGCAAAGUUUGAAAAGAUUGGUGCCACUUCAGACAGUGAUCAUGAACCAUGGAAAUUUUAUUUCAAACUCUACUGCUUCCUAGACAUUGAGCAUGUACCAAAAGAUAGCGUGGAAUUUGCAUUUAUGUUUGAGCAG
Thamnophis sirtalis is the source of this 2184-nucleotide messenger RNA. NCBI's taxonomy places the organism in Eukaryota, Metazoa, Chordata, Lepidosauria, Squamata, Natricidae. The record is from RefSeq and is a predicted model, not a curated record.